Molecule: messenger RNA, 2494 nt
Organism: Rhizophagus irregularis DAOM 181602=DAOM 197198
Lineage: Eukaryota; Fungi; Glomeromycota; Glomeromycetes; Glomerales; Glomeraceae
Biological process (GO): phosphorelay signal transduction system; phosphorylation
Molecular function (GO): phosphorelay sensor kinase activity; protein binding
Source: RefSeq, a predicted model, not a curated record
UGCAUUAAAACAAUUAUUAAUGAAUAUUAUCGGGAAUUCCAUGAAAUUUACGAAGAAAGGAUAUGUCUUAAUUUCAUUAGCAUCAUUAUCGUAUUCAUCAUUAAGUGAUCAAUAUAAGAAACAUGCAGGAGUACAAGAUACAACAACAACAACAACGGAUACAUCAUCAUCAUCAUCAUCAUCAUCAAAUAAAAUUCACGCGUUAAUAACAAUAACUGAUACAGGAUGUGGUAUAUCACCAUCAUUUUUAUCAACGAAUAUGUUUCAACCAUUUUCUCAAGAAAAUUCUUUACAAGUUGGUACAGGAUUAGGAUUAUCUAUAGUAAAAUUAUUAGUAGAAAAAAUGGGAGGUAAAUUAGAUGUUGAAAGUGAAGUAGGAGUUGGUACAAGAUUUAGAAUUUGGUUAGAUCUUGAUCAAGCAAAUGAAGAAAUUAAAAUGAAUUAUAAUAAAAAUGAUGAUUUAGGAGAUUUUAGUAAUACUUUUGAUUCUUUUAAUAAUGAAAAUGAUAAUUUAAUUAAAGAUUUUGAAGAAAAACAACGAAAAAUUAUUCUUGAAAAGGUCAAACAAAAAAGAAUUGUAGUUAAAUGUGUUGAUGGUAAAUUAAAAGAAGUUGUUGAAAGAUAUUUUAAAGGAUGGCUUAAAGUUAAAGAACUUAUUUGUGAAGAUAAAGAAAAUGUUACUGAUAGUACUUUAGAUGGUGAUAUUAUAUUUAUUAUUGAUGAUAUUGGUCAACUUAAAAAAAUCAUUUCUAAAGUUGAUACUAAACAAGCUCCUAUAGUAUUUACUACUACUUUAGCAAAACAUGGUAAAAUAGCUGAUUUUGUUGAAAAAUUACAGAAAGAAAUUGAAGAAACUCAACUUAUAAAAAGAAAAAGAAGAAAAGUUGUCAUCCUUACACGACCAUGUGGACCUCGUAAAUUAGAGAAAGCUAUUGUUUCUGUACUUUCAAGUCAACAAGAUGAUGAAAAAUUAUUAGAAGAGGAAAAUUCAUAUUUUCCAAAAUUGAUUAUGACACCACCAAUUUCAGAAGAUGAUAAUUCAAAAGAUUAUAUUAGUUAUAAUUCUUCAGAAAAAUCAUCAUCAAUUUCUCCAAAUAUUAACGAUCCUUUAAAUAAAUCUGAUCGUGAUUCAUCAUUACUUUCCGUUGCACCACCCUUACGACCUUGUUUUAACCGUUCCACCACACUUCCAAAUCUUCAUUUACCGUCUGGAAAUAAAGAACCAAAAUUUUUACCUAUUCCGAAAUCAACUUUUUUACUUACCCCUUCCACUUCACCUUGUGCAACGCCUACCGCAAUGUCAACUUCGUUACCAAAUAUGUCAGAAUCACUAAAUAUUAACCCUCCACCUUUAAAUGAAUUGAAAAAAUCUAAAUCAGUGAAUUCAUUGAGUUGUAAUUUAGGUCCUAGAGUUUUAGUGGUUGAAGAUAAUGCAGUCAAUAGAAUGAUUUUAGCUACAUUUUUGAAAAAACGUGGUAUUAGGUUUGAUGAAGCUGAAAAUGGAGCUAUUGGAGUUGAAAAAUUUAAAAAAGCAUUAGAAGAUGAUGAUGGAGAAUUUCCUAAUCGAAAAGGAUUUGAUAUCGUAUUAAUGGACAUACAAAUGCCUGUAAUGAACGGCAAUGUAGCAACAGCAGAAAUACGUAAAAUUGAAGAAGAAUUCAACAAUCCGAAAUUUUCAUUAUUAUCGACAGCAAGAACAACAACAAAUACGACACUCACUAAAUCUCCAGCUGCAUCACCUACAAUUACAAAUUUUGAAUUUCCUCCAUCAUCAUUAUUUAACAAAACUACUUCUUCAUCACCAGUUUCAGAAUCUAAUAAUCAUUUAAAACCAUUUACUCAAAAGAAUAGAUUUUUACAAAGAAGAGUAUCAAAUCCUGAUCAAUUCUCUUUUCAAAACAAUUCAUUUUCAAUCACAAGUUUAUUAUUAAAACCUAAAAUAUCGAUAAAAAUACCUACUAAAUCAACAACAAAAUCCAAAACAUCACCUUUACCAUCCCCAUCACCAAUACCUUCAUCACCAUCAUUUCCUAUUAUUGAAAAUAAUACUAUCAAUACUAUUACUAAACGUUCUCGUUCUUUAAUAUUUGCUUUAACUGGAUUAGCUAGUGAAGAAGAUAAAGAUAUAGCUUUUGAAAGUGGAGUUGAUGGAUUUUUAACUAAACCUGUUAGUUUAAAAAUGUUGGAAAAAGUAUUAAAAAAAUGGUCAGAAAAAAAUGAACAAUCAAGUGAAAAUAGUAGUGUUGGAAGUAGUAAUAGUAGUAGUAAUAGUAGUAGUGGAGGAAGUACAUGAUAAUCAUAACCAAACUAAUUUAUUGUUUUUUCAUUCGUUUUUAUUUUUUUUUUUUUUUAAAAAAAAAAUUAUUAAUUUUUUUUUAUUUAUUUAUUUUUAUUUUCUAGUUGUAGAUAUUUUUUUUUAAAUUUCUUUCCAUUCUUUUUUUGUAUUAAAAAAAAAAAAGUUCAUAUAAACAUUAUAUAUUACUAUAUAAACAUU